Molecule: messenger RNA, 537 nt
Organism: Cyphellophora attinorum
Lineage: Eukaryota; Fungi; Ascomycota; Eurotiomycetes; Chaetothyriales; Cyphellophoraceae
Exons: 5
Coding region: 1-537 (178 amino acids)
Molecular function (GO): carbonate dehydratase activity; zinc ion binding
Source: RefSeq, a predicted model, not a curated record
AUGGUCACCGGUCCGCUCGCAGAGAUGCUGGCGCGCAACAAAGCUUUUGCGAAAACCUACACGGCCCCGGUCGGCCUGAAGACGAUGGCUAGUGGGAUGCGAAGCUCACGUGCCGGCGUCGUGGUUCUCUCCUGCUCCGAUCCGCGGCUCAAUCCAUACCAGAUACUUGGCAUUGAUUCGACGCUCAAAGCGACAAUGGUGCGAAAUGCUGGUGGCCGUGCCUUCGACGCGAUCCGAACCUUGAGCGUCUUGCAAGCGAUCGGCAAUCCAGCCACAAUUGUGGUAAUGCAUCAUACUGAUUGCGGAUUGACUCACUUCCACGACUCAGACAUCAAGAAGGAUUUGCUGGAGAUCGCUCCGAGCAACGCACAAGAAAUCAACGCUUCUUCUUUCGGAGAAAUUACCAACGGCGUCGAUGCAAGCAUUCGCGAAGAUGUGUCGUUGCUGAGAGCUUCGCCAAUGAUCAGGUCAGAUACGCAGAUCGUUGGCUUGAAGUACGACAUCGAUACCGGCGCGUUGACAGAAAUUUCGGUAUGA